AUGCCUGUUCGCUUCUGCACCUUAUUCGUUUCGCUCGAACGGCAGUGCUCAUUGCCUCUACACUCGCGAAACUUUUCAACCCUGUCAGUACCGGCAAUGACGACUGCUUCGACCUCAACCAACGACCACGCCGCGACGGCCCCGCAAUUGCCCCCGAUGCAACUCUCCGGCGCCCUAGACACGACGGCGUGUACCACUUACGACGGCGCUUUGUUCCGAUGUCGUGUCUGUCACGACACCAACAAGUCAAGAUGAGUCUGAACUAUGGUGUGGGUCUCAAGGCGCGGUAGGAGGCGGGUCUGGUCUUCGACGGUUGCCUGCCGCGCACGCAUAUUGGCAGGACGCGCGCUGUUCCUAUGUGCUCCUUAUCAAUGGUCGCCCCGAUGACGGCCUCGACCAUCGUCCGAGGCGCACAGUUGCCUUCGGAGAUGUUUGACCGCCACUCGGAGUCCGUUGCGAUGCGGACCUGUGACUCGAACUGGUACAUCAUGCGGAAAUACGACUUGAUGGUUCGUUCUUUGUGAUGGUCGAGAUUCAAGGUCUCGAAGAUAAAGGGUGUCGGACCUCUCGACCAGUCGAUCAUGGCUCACGCGCUCACGUCUCGGCUGCCCUCAACGUGCCCUCGAAGUGGGCUGAGCUCGCGGCCGAGCAACAGGCAUCGUGGGCCCGGGCGAUGGAGCGCCCGGUGGACGAUCUCAUCCAGGCGCGUGGCCGCAUUCAAGCCAUGGAGGCCGCAACGCUAGGGGACGAGGAUUGGAAGCCGAUUCUUCCUCUCCUCAAACCUGUAGUGGUGCGCCUGCAGCGGUAGUCGUAACUUCGGUGGUUCCGCUCAGCGCUGCGGCUGCCGCGAGCGGCAGCCUGCACCAGCGUUCGUGAACACGCGUGUUCUUUCUGUAAAGGCCAGCACGAGGCUUAUACCCACGUCGGGUCCGCAUAACCCAGUUGGCGCGUCUGUAUCACCAUCCUUUCCCUCUUCUCGUGUCGUGCCGUCACUUCCGCCUCAUGUCCGCGUACGUGUAGAUGCCUGGUCCCGACGGGCCCUGUGCCCCUUUCUGAGGUCGUUACCUCUCAGGCAUCGCGUCGCGUGCCUCCGUUCUCUGGUUCAGGGGUCGAAUCCCCCGCCGUUCGCGCCUCCUCACGUCCGCGUACGUGUAGAUGCCCGGUCCCGACGGACCGGAGGGGCGUUGCCACUUCCUGCACAGCCGAGGGCUGACGUGCUGGAUUUGUAUUUCCAGACCCGCUAACCGAAAGGAGACGUCCCGUUCGUGUCUUCAAUGCCCGCGGCAUGCCUCGUGCCAGCCACUGACUCGCCUCGUCCGUUAUACACCGUGUACGGCAGUUUGGCGAAACGAACCCCUGGACUCUUCGUCCGCAUUCAAAGCGGUACAUGGACAUCCUCAAGGUGCGCGAGAACCUGCCCGUGCACCAGCAAAUGUCCGAGUUCCUCGAGCUCUUCAACACGAACCAGUUCGUCGUCAUGGUCGGCGAGACCGGGUCGGGCAAGACAACCCAGAUCCCGCAAUAUGUCGCCUACUCGGACCUGCCUCAUCUCCGUCGACCGGGUCUCCCAGUCGCGUUUACUCAACCGCGUCGAGCCGCGGCCAGGGUCGCGAAGCGGGUCGCCGACGAGAUGGACGUCACCCUCGGUGAACAGGUCGGCUACUCGAUCCGUUUCGAGGAUUGCACCUCCAACAACAUCUUCCUCAAGUCCAUGACCGACGGUAUGCUCCUGCGCGAGGCGGUCCACGAAAGGACGCUCGCGACCGAUAUCCACCCCAAGUGCGAUGGCCAAAUCGAAAGAACGAACCAGAUCCUCGAGCACCACCUACGCCACUUCUGCGGAUACGAGCAUGGGGAUGACUCCUUUCUUCACCUCUCGCGGUUACCACCCAAGGCUUGA
Molecule: messenger RNA, 1900 nt
Organism: Microbotryum saponariae
Lineage: Eukaryota; Fungi; Basidiomycota; Microbotryomycetes; Microbotryales; Microbotryaceae
Source: the annotation of a GenBank genome assembly